This is a messenger RNA of Ipomoea nil (Japanese morning glory), 1524 nucleotides long. RefSeq names its product RNA pseudouridine synthase 5. Gene Ontology annotation, biological process: pseudouridine synthesis. The record is from RefSeq and is a predicted model, not a curated record. Gene Ontology annotation, molecular function: pseudouridine synthase activity; RNA binding. Bases 43 to 1185 code for a protein of 380 amino acids. The transcript has 14 exons. Lineage: Eukaryota; Viridiplantae; Streptophyta; Magnoliopsida; Solanales; Convolvulaceae.
UAAAUUAUCAAAUUUGCCCCGUCGGAAUCACAGUAGAAGAAGAUGUCGUCGAGCAAAGCAGAGAAUUCAGCGCCGUCAACGGCGGCAGCUACGCCUACACGGCGAACGUUCGGGGAGCCGUGGCCUGAAUUCAACGACGGUUUAACUUACCAUGACCUCGUCCGCCCCUCUGAUGCAGGUCUUACAUUGAUCGAGUUCUACUCCAGAAAGUACAAGAAUUCAGCUCCCUUACAGGGUUGGUUGCAGAGAAUUCAAAAUAAACAGAUAACAAUUGAUGGUAGAGUUGUUAGCAAUCCAGAUGCGAGCCUCAGUCCUGGUGCACAACUUGUAUAUCACCGUCUUCCUUGGAAGGAGCCCAAUGCACCUUAUGUGUUGGAAGUUCUAUUUGAAGAUGAUGAUAUGAUUGCUCUGAACAAGCCAUCUGGUUUGCAAGUUCUACCAGGAGGUUUAUUCCAGCAGCGGACUGUCUUGACACAACUUCAAUGGCGUGCAAGCAAGUUGUCCUCUUUAUCAUCUUCUGGAGAAUCGCAUCCUGUUCCAGUUCACCGUUUAGGACGGGGUACAUCAGGGAUAUUACUUUGUGCAAAAACAAAGCUUGCAAAAUCUCGCCUUUCUGCAUAUUUUGCUGAUGGAACUUCGAUUGUUCAAGAAAAAAGAUAUUCCAAUCUUGAAGUAAUGAGAGUGAGAAAGAUUAUAAAGAUAUAUCGGGCCCUUGUAAGUGGGGUAAUAAAUGAGGAUGAGCUUGUAAUCGAGCAACCAAUUGGGAUGGUCCGAUAUCCUGGAGUUGCCAAAGGGUUAUAUGUUGCUUCUCCUUCAGGGAAACCGGCCUUGAGUAAUGUUCGUGUUCUUGAGAGACAGGUGGAGAAAAAUUGCACAUUGGUAGAGGUUGAAAUUCAAUCUGGCAGGCCACACCAAAUUCGCAUCCAUCUUUCUUUCAUUGGGCAUCCACUUAUAGGUGAUCCUCUUUACAUUGAUGGGGGACAACCAAUGUGCUUUGAUCCCGACCUCAUUGAUGAAAGUUUUGCUCAAGAUGGUGGGUACCGGAGACCAGAGAAUCCUGUUCCCGGAGACUGUGGAUACAACUUACAUGCACACAAGCUGGCUCUUCCUCACCCUAUCACAGACGAGCUAAUAGCAAUCAACGCCCCGCUCCCAUCUAUCCUCAAGGCAAGUCAAGAGUGCUAAAAAUGAAGGUAUUCUUUUUCUCGUUGCCAUUGCCAUGCUCGCCAUUCUUUCAUAGAUAAGCGUUUGGCCGACUUCCCACCAUUCUAAGGAUGAUCCAAAGAGUUCUUGAACUCCCUUUGCAGGGAAGGGAGCAACCCUCUCAUUAUCCAGCAUGACCCAUCUCAAUGGCUUGCUGCUGACAUCUUUGUAUUGAUGAAGACUAAAAAUGUUAACCGUGUUUCUCGUUAGACGAUCUCACAUAAGACUAAUUUUGUGAUAAAAAAUCAAUGAUUUGUUAUCUUACAUGUACAAUCAUCAUUUGAAGUGGUAAUCUAAUCUGACCUGCUACCAUUCUAACCA